AUGACCGGCACAAAUUCGCUUCCCUUUGACCUGCCCGAGGGCGAGGACGUCCCCGAUCUCUACGAGGUGCUCAACACCCACCGCGAGGCUACAUCCGACGACCUGCGCCGCGCCUACCGCAAGCGCGCCUUGCAGACACACCCCGACAAAUGGACGCACCUGGACCCCGACUCAGCCGAGGCCAAGGCCAAGACCAUCGAGUUCCAAAAGGUCGGUUUCGCGUACACGAUACUGAAGGACACGAAGCGGCGCCAAAUAUACGACCGCACGGGCAGCGUCGAAAACCUCGACACCCUGGAGGCGGGCAAGGACUGGGACGCGUAUUUCCGCGAGCUGUGGUCGGGCAUUGUCGAUGCGACGACCAUUGCGCAGUUUGCAAAGACGUACAAGGGCUCGGAUGAGGAGAGGCAGGACAUUAUUUCCGCGUACAAUUUGCAUAGCGGAGACCUGGACUUGAUCUUCACCGAAGUCAUGCUGGCUGAGAUCGAGGACGAGCAGAGGUUCGUCGAGGUCAUUGAAAAGGCGAUCAAGGACAAGGAGCUCAAGCGCACCAAGGCAUUCACAAAGUCAAAGAAGGGGUCAAAGGAGCGCAAGAGGAAGGCUGAGGCUGAGGCCGCCGAGGCAAAUGCGCUGAGGAAGGAGCUUGGGCUCGAUGACCAGCUGCGCAAAGCGCUGAUCCGCCAGCGGUCCUCCAACCGGAUGGACUCGAUCAUCGCCAAUAUUGAAGAAAAAUACAUCCAGCAGGCGAGCAAGAAGGGGAAAAAGAACGGCAAAGCCAGCAAGAAGCAAAAGACCGCCAAGCCGACCUUUUCAGAGCCGUCCGAGGAGGAGUUCCAGGCACUGCAGGCCAAGCUCUUUGGAAAAAAGUAA
Molecule: messenger RNA, 870 nt
Organism: Linderina pennispora
Lineage: Eukaryota; Fungi; Kickxellomycota; Kickxellomycetes; Kickxellales; Kickxellaceae
Product: DnaJ-domain-containing protein
Exons: 2
Coding region: 1-870 (289 amino acids)
Cellular component (GO): nucleus; cytoplasm
Molecular function (GO): heat shock protein binding
Source: RefSeq, a predicted model, not a curated record